Ficedula albicollis (Collared flycatcher) is the source of this 930-nucleotide messenger RNA. RefSeq names its product CD274 molecule (gene CD274). The record is from RefSeq and is a predicted model, not a curated record. The transcript is spliced from 6 exons. Gene Ontology annotation, cellular component: external side of plasma membrane. Gene Ontology annotation, biological process: cell surface receptor signaling pathway; T cell costimulation; negative regulation of T cell proliferation. Lineage: Eukaryota; Metazoa; Chordata; Aves; Passeriformes; Muscicapidae. The coding region runs from base 1 to 930 and encodes 309 amino acids.
AUGGGAAGGCCUCUGUUUUUGUAUAUAUUUUUACUCUACUGGCAUUUCCUAAAUGCGUUAUUCACGGUUGAAGCUCCUCAAUCACUCUUCACUGUGGAACAGGGGCACAACGUGACCAUGGAAUGCACAUUUCCAGUGAACGGGAAAUUAGAGUUUAGAGAUUUAAGUGUCAGCUGGGAAAAGAAAGAUGAGUCAAAGACGGUUUAUGUACUUCACAGAGGAGAGGAAGACUUCACAAAUCAACACAUUGACUUUAGGGGAAGAAUAAAAUUGUUGAAAGAGAACUUGAACUUGGGACAGUCUCUCCUUCAGAUCACUGAUGUAAAGCUCAGAGAUGCAGGGGUUUACUGCUGUGUUAUUUUCUAUGGGGGAGCUGACUACAAGACAAUCCAUCUGAAAGUUAAGGCUCCUUAUAGAAUUAUAAACAAAGGAGUGGUGAGCACAGGACACAAUGAGUGGAAGCUGACAUGUCAGUCAGAAGGAUACCCAGAAGCUGAAGUGAUAUGGCAAAACAGAAACCAUGAAGAUUUGACUGAUAAGGCAAGCACAAGAUUUGAAACUGGAAGUGACCAGUUGUACCGUGUGACAAGUACCCUUACAAUCAAAAGUGGGAUUGAUGAGAUUUUUUACUGUAUAUUCUGGAAUAAAGAGCUGCAAGAAAAUACAUCUACCAUUUUACACAUAGCAGAUUCAGCUGACGGCAUUCUCCAGACUGAGAGCAGACGCUCUGUUGGAGCAGCUCUCAUUGCUACUGCUUUUAUUGGAUCAGGGCUUCUAUUUCUGCUGUGCAUAAGAAAAGCUAGAGCAAAUAAGGGCAACAGAGCACCUGUGGCGAGUUCAUCAAUAGCAAAGCUUUCAAAAUAUAAGGAUACACAUGACUGCAGAGAUGAUGCUUUUGAAGACAGAGAGCUGAAGUGUAAGUAUAAAUGA